UCUCCUUCUCCUUUUUUAUUCUUAAUUAUUUAGUUAACACGAAUAAAGGCAUGAACCGAGUUUGUUCGCCUUAUUUUGAUCCAGAUUUUGAUAGCCUAGCUGAGAGGAUAAAUGGCCCAAAAUGUCGAGUUACUAUUGACAAUGAGAGUCUAGAGAAUUGUACAGUAGUGAAGAUUGAUAGUGUAAAUAAGCAAGGUCUCCUGCUGGAAGUAGUGCAAGUGCUAACAGAUAUGAAUCUCAUUAUAUUGAAAGGCUAUAUAUCUUCCGAUGCUGGAUGGUUCAUGGAUGUGUUCCAUGUCAAAGAUGAGCUCGGUAACAAAGUUACCAAUCAAAGAGUUGUCAACUAUAUUCAAAAGGCGAUUGGGGCAAAUAGGGAGGGAAUAGAGAAAUCAAAGACAGGAAGUAGAAAAUAUUUGAAAUGUGAUGAAGCUAGAGCAAUUGAAAUGACUGGAAGAGACAGGCCAGGACUAUUUUCAGAGAUAUCAGCUGCCCUAGCUGAUCUCCAUUGCAACGUUGUGGAAGCACAUGCAUGGAGCCAUAAUGCACGUUUAGCUUGUGUUGUUUACAUAUCAGAAGAGUCUACUGACAAACCUAUUGACCACAAUCGCCUGGCAGCAAUCGAAGAUCACCUCACCACAGUGCUCCGAGCAACAACUUCUCCUCGCAGCACAAAUGAAGAAAAUGUCAAACAACAAGAAGUGAAAACCGCUUAUGGACUUAACCCUGAAGGAGAUCAAGGCACGGUGACUGAUGUUGAACGUAGACUACACCAGCUUAUGCUAUCAGUUCGUGAUUUUGAAAGCCCUAUAAUAAUGGGGUCUCCAAGAUUAGUUGACAGUAAGGAAGAGAAAAUGUUGAGUGUGUGUAUUGAGAAUUGUCAUGAAAAGGGAUAUUCAAUCGUCUCUAUACAAUGCAAGGAUCGUAAGAGGCUCAUGUUUGAUACUGUUUGCACUCUUACAGAUAUGCAAUAUGUAAUCUUCCAUGCUUCUGUUGAUUCCCGUGGUGAUUAUGCAUUUCAGGAAUAUUUCAUCAGGCAUGUUGAUGGAUAUGCAAUGAGCACAGAGAGUGAGAAAGAAAGAGUAAUAAAGUGCUUGGAAGCUGCUAUAGAACGAAGAGUUUGCGAGGGAAUCCGGUUAGAACUAUGUGCAAAUAAUAGAAUAGGAUUGCUCUCAGAUAUUACUCGGGUUCUUAGAGAGAAUGGUCUAGCUGUUGUUAGAGCAGAUAUAGCAACUGAAGGAGGGAGAGCAAGAAAUACAUUCUACUUAAGAGACAUUUCAGGAAAUAAUAUUGACAUGAAAUUUGUCAAAUCAAUGAAGACUGAGAUGGGAGAAAUUGAUGUUGCUGUCAAUAAUGAGACAACCACUACUACAACAACAACAACAACCAACACAAACAACUCCAUGACACGUCCAAGCUCUUUUCGCUCUCUUGGAGAUUUAAUGAAAUCUCAGUUCGAAAAACUCUCCCACAACUUCGUUGCCAUCUAG
Molecule: messenger RNA, 1487 nt
Organism: Solanum stenotomum
Lineage: Eukaryota; Viridiplantae; Streptophyta; Magnoliopsida; Solanales; Solanaceae
Product: ACT domain-containing protein ACR2
Exons: 8
Coding region: 51-1487 (478 amino acids)
Source: RefSeq, a predicted model, not a curated record